Messenger RNA from Sinocyclocheilus rhinocerous, 1794 nucleotides. Its product is annotated as kelch-like protein 6. The transcript has 6 exons. Bases 1 to 1446 code for a protein of 481 amino acids. Lineage: Eukaryota; Metazoa; Chordata; Actinopteri; Cypriniformes; Cyprinidae. The record is from RefSeq and is a predicted model, not a curated record. Gene Ontology annotation, molecular function: protein binding.
AUGUGCCAAUGCCCAAAUUCCUUCUCACGACCGAUUCCUUUUCCGCGUAUAGUGGACGCCUGUGCCAGUUACUUAGCAGAAGCCCUUCACCCAGAAAACUGUGUGGGAAUCCUGCAUCUAGCUGACGUGCAUUCGCUGGAGUCUUUGAAAGCCCAAGUCUACUCCUACAUUAUCCAAAACUUCUCUCAAGUGGUGGACCAUGAUGAGAUCCUUGAGCUUCCUGCAGAUGUGUUGGUCAGUCUGCUCCAGCAUGAUGACUUGGGGGUAACAGAAGAGGAGCAGGUGUUUGAGGUGCUUAUGCGUUGGCUGAGGGCCCGACAGGAUGAAAGAUUAGCUCAGCUGCCCCGUGUCCUCACACAUGUGAGGCUGCCCUUGUUGGACCCAUGGUACUUUGUAGAAAGGGUGGAAGGAGACCCUCUGAUCCGCCAGUGUGCCGAGGUGUUCCCACUGCUGCAGGAGGCUCGGGUUUAUCACCUCUCAGGCAAAGAGGUGAUCUCAGAGCGCACCAAACCUAGAGUGCGGGAGUUCCAGUCUGAGGUGUUUAUGAUCAUUGGAGGAUGCACAAAGGAUGAGAAGUUUGUAUCUGAGGUGACCUGUCUGGACCCACUACGCAGGAGUCGCUUAGAGGUCGCAAAACUGCCGAACACAGACAUGGAAUCUGAGAAUGAAAAUAAGAAGUGGGUGGAGUUUGCGUGUGUCACCUUCAGAAAUGAAGUCUACAUAUCGGGUGGCAAGGAAACAUUGCAUGAUGUGUGGAAGUAUAAUGCAUCACUAAACAAAUGGAUCCAGAUAGAGUAUCUCAACACAGGCCGCUGGAGACACAAGAUGGCAGUUGUUGGAGGAAAAGUGUAUGUUUUGGGUGGCUUUGAUGGAACCCAGAGAUUGAACAGUGUUGAAGCCUAUGAUCCAUUUCACAACUGCUGGACUGAGGCAGCACCCCUCAUGCUGAGUGUAAGCUCCUUCUCUGCUGCCAGCUAUGACAAAUACAUCUUUGUGAUAGGUGGAGGCCCCAAUGGCAAGCUAGCCACAAACAACAUGCAAUGCUUUGAUUCCCUAUCAAACAAAUGGAGUUUAAAAUGCCCGAUGCCAACUGAGGCCAAAUGUACAAAUGCAGUGACCUUUAAGGAGGCCAUUUUUGUUGUUGGUGGUGCGAUGAAGGCCUUGUAUUCCUACAGUCCUCUGGAAGACUCCUGGACGCUAAUAAUCCAGCUGGGUUGUGAGAGGGCCAGCUGUGGCAUUGCUGCCUGCAAUAACAAGCUCUUCAUUACUGGUGGUCGUGAUGACAAGAACGAAGUGAUUGCUACUGUUCUCUGCUGGAACCCAGAGACAAAAAAGUUGACUGAGGAGUGUGUGCUUCCACGUGGAGUAUCUCACCAUGGCAGUGUGACUCUCAGGAAGUCCUACACACAUAUACGCAGGAUAACUCCUGGAACAGUCACCGGAUGACAAAUUCAGCAGCUUCAGAGACUGCAAUUUUAUUUUACUACAUGUUUGUCCUUUAUUCAGUUCAGGGACUUGUUUCAGGCCCAUAUGAUCAAGUUUAAGCAGUAUAACAGUGUCCUCUGUUACACUGAUACUGAAAGUGUUUUCUUUUUACAUUUAACUAUGCUGUUGGUACACAACUGCACCAACGCGUAACCGGUGUGUUAAAUUUGACAAUGCAAAAAAUAUAUAUAUAUAUGCUUGCACUUUAAAAGUUACACAUUUACAGUACACUCUUUAUACAUGGAAACAUUAAUAUGUAUUCUGUAGCACUUCACAAUAAUAUUCCAUUCGUUAAUAGACACAAUUCAU